Hordeum vulgare subsp. vulgare (domesticated barley) is the source of this 1297-nucleotide messenger RNA. Its product is annotated as pathogenesis-related protein PR-1-like. NCBI's taxonomy places the organism in Eukaryota, Viridiplantae, Streptophyta, Magnoliopsida, Poales, Poaceae. Gene Ontology annotation, cellular component: extracellular region. The record is from RefSeq and is a predicted model, not a curated record. Bases 273 to 959 code for a protein of 228 amino acids. The transcript has a single exon.
CAAAUUCACUGAAGCGAGCGAGAAGCCGAUGGCUUGAACUGUAAAUUCAGAGACAAGAUGCCAAUGCACGUCUGAUCAACGUGCUCAAUGCGCACUCUGACCCAGCCUACAACGAACGAACUAAUCAGAAUCAGUUUAGUAGCAACUUGAUUCCGGUGGAGCGCCAAUUCAAUAAGCACCGCCCGAAACAAGAGCGGCUGCGGCUAAUUUUGAUUCCAGCUGAUUUUAGGUAGACCUUCCUCCUGGUUCCAGAGCUUGGGUGUGGCGCAAUCAUGGCGGAACAUGGCCUCGCCUCCCCAACGACACAUCUUAAAAAUAUUCUGACAGGAUUUCCUGCUCUCCCUCCAACUCCAACUCUCCAUAUAUAUCAGCCUCCCGUCCGUAAGCAGAGCAGAGCACCACCCACCUCCAAUCCAAUGGCCUCCUCCUCCUCCUCCACUUGUGGCAGAGCCCAGCUGGCCAUCGGCCUCCUCCUCGCCGUCGCGCUGGGCAAUGCGGCCCUCGUCGCCGUCGUGGACGCCGGGUACCCCCGCGGCGGCGGGGGGGACUACCGGGCGCAGUUCCUGUUCCAGCAGAACGCGGCGCGGGCGGCGAUGGGGCUGCCGGCGCUGAGGUGGGACGAGCGGGUGGCGGCGUACGCGCGGUCGUACGCCGAGUCGCGGCGCGGGGACUGCGCGCUGGUGCACUCGCCGGGGCCCUACGGCGAGAACCUCUUCUGGGGCAGCGGCACCGGCUGGGCGCCCGCGCAGGCCGUCGGCGCGUGGCUGGCGGAGCGGCCGCGCUACGACUACUGGAGCAACCGCUGCACCGGCGGCAUGUGCGGCCACUACACGCAGAUCGUGUGGCGCGGCACCGCCCGCGUCGGCUGCGCCAUGGUCGACUGCUACAAUGGCCGCGGCACCUUCAUCACCUGCAACUACGACCCGCCCGGCAACUACGUCGGCAUGCGCCCCUACUGAUGAUCACCGAUGACCCGCCCGCUAGCGCCGUCGUCGCGCGUUUGUUGCCGCCGCCCCGUCUCGUCGGUCUUCGUCGCAGCUCCGUCGCCGGCAGGCACGUAGGGCGACACGGCGCGGCCUAGUACGACUACGAUCUUGCUGUCUCAUUCAUUGUUGCUCAUCGAGAGUUGAAGACGAAUCGAUGGAGAUGCCACGAGUGUACAAAGUAUUUUUUUUUUUACUGCUACUGCAUUUCAAUUUUCCUUGGCAAAGUGUAUACUCCUGUCGAGGUUACGAAACAUAAUCUGAAUUCUGAAAUGAACCGUGAGCUGCACAUUUGGCUGCUCUGUCAAGUAAAA